AUGGAGGCGUCGCCACUCACUCGCCAGCCUCCGCCAGAGGUAUUUACGCCGAAGAUUAUAGAAUUAUACUCCGCCGUAUUCAAGGAGGACGACGAUGGCGAAGACAAAUCCGACGGAUUCUGGAAGGAGUUCUUCCUACUGCGCCCGGAUCGCCAAAGGCUACGAAGCUUACUGAACGACAUAUCACCGAUCGACACGUUAACAUUUGAAGGUCGAACGAGGGAGCUCUUCGGCCAGGCUAUCACAACUGUAAAAGCAGGUCGAGGUCUUGCUCCUCUGCACGCAUUAGAUACCCUAAGCAUUUUCCUCUCGUGUCUUUUGUCCAAGAAAUAUCCCCAUCCAAGCUCUGAUAUCAUUACCGUCCUCGCCGGACUCGACCAUAUCGACGCCGUAUUUACAGACUUUGUGAGCACUCUGGAUACAAUAGUUCGGAAUGGCGAAUCUCUCGUUGCGCGGCACAAAGCUGUCGAAGUUUUGCUUGCCGUGACGGCCGGCGCGUAUCAGACGACUCUUCUCACAUACAUGAUACAUAGAGAUCUAUUUCCGGCAGUAAUGAAGUUUGUGCAAGACUCAGAAACACCAGGACAAGUGUUGGAGCCAUUUAUUCUCUUGGGGCUGUUAGCGAAUUAUAACAAAUUCGAGUUUCAAAACCCCUAUCAGCUCAGAUUCAAUGAUUUUGUCAACGAAUCCACCAUUCAAAAAAUCAUCCAAUGCAUGGGCUACACUUGCCAAGCCCUUCGAUUAGAUUACAUCGACAUACAAGAUGAUCUACCUGAAGGCUGGACACUGAGCAACACGCUGAAUCUUAUUGGCUUGGGCUUAAUAAUUCGCGGCCCAAAGCCAGAGAAGAAACCAGUUUACGAUGCCGAGACAGCGAAACAAAUGUUUUCCAAUCUACCCUCCGAGAACGCAGCUGCCCUUCUCGCCACAUACGAUUUUGCACAUGCUAAUAAGCUCUUUUGCUUCAACUUUGUAUCAUUCCCCGGAGAGAAUGGCAAUGAACGACCUUUUGCGAGCUACGUGUCACUCACCUCGUAUCUUCUUCAACACGCUCACCUGUCUCACCGGGCGUCGUACUAUGCGCACUUGAAUCUGAUGGUGUUUCGUUUGCUGAUUGAAGAUCCAAUCAUUUGCAAAAGAAUAUGCAGCGACGAAAUCAAAUCCUCUGUGCGGCUGUGCCGUCACCGCCAACCGUUCCUGCCGCUUGUCAAAGGGGAGCGAGUCCUUGCUACCAGCGUCCUUGACUGCAUGAUUGACGGCAUUAAUCACAACCUCCGUCGACGACUGGACGUCAGCUUAUACACAUUAUGUUUGGGAAUAUUGCUACGGAUCAUCUCGCAUCUCUCACGUUCCAGAACACGUCUCGCAUAUCAUUGGUCAGAAUUUUUCAGAUCUCUCCUCUCGCUUAUUCGCUUCCUGGCAACCUACACUUCGGAUCUGAAGGACUUGACUCACAUUAACACUCUUUUGGAUCAUGUCGUUAACUUGCUAGCACUUUCUCUGUCUGCUGGUGAAGCAUUCCUACCUACACCCGCCGCGUAUGACGAUCUGUUUUACAAAGUAGUUGAAUCUGGAGAAGUGUUGACCAAGUUCAAGGAGAAUUAUGGUCUCCAAAAUCGCAAGAGCAACUCAAUUGAUACAUUAAUCAGUGUCAGCACACAUUAUAAGCAACUUCUUACGGACGGAGGUGGUUCUGCUAAAAAGAAACCCAGCAACCUGACUACAAAUCAGGUCACGGAGGUAAUUAAACAGGGAUACGAAACUUUGAGCAUACAAGCUAAGGAAGGCUUGGAUACGUGGGACAACUUUCGGGAAGCAGACGAGAGAACCCUUUUGAAAAAGAUGGCACGGACAUCGGUUGGUGAUGUGAGGGUGAUGGUAGAAAGGCAAGCCCAGCAAAUAUGUACCUAG
Messenger RNA from Pochonia chlamydosporia 170, 1911 nucleotides. RefSeq lists its product as hypothetical. Gene Ontology annotation, biological process: regulation of Golgi organization. The coding region runs from base 1 to 1911 and encodes 636 amino acids. The transcript has 6 exons. NCBI's taxonomy places the organism in Eukaryota, Fungi, Ascomycota, Sordariomycetes, Hypocreales, Clavicipitaceae. The record is from RefSeq and is a predicted model, not a curated record. Gene Ontology annotation, cellular component: cytosol.